Molecule: messenger RNA, 3282 nt
Organism: Rhizopus microsporus ATCC 52813
Lineage: Eukaryota; Fungi; Mucoromycota; Mucoromycetes; Mucorales; Rhizopodaceae
Exons: 28
Coding region: 1-3282 (1093 amino acids)
Biological process (GO): oligosaccharide catabolic process; mannose metabolic process
Cellular component (GO): fungal-type vacuole membrane
Molecular function (GO): carbohydrate binding; alpha-mannosidase activity
Source: RefSeq, a predicted model, not a curated record
AUGACAAUCUAUGGUCAUAGACACUGUCAUCACGCUUCAAAUGAUCUAAAGCCAUCUUUAGACAAUGCGCCUUCAGUUCCUACAAACAUCGCUCACUCUCGUCUCAGUAACUUUCUUGCUGGAGCAGGCCAGUUUUACAGCAUGGGUAUUCAUAACCGUUUAUGGAUAUUGAGACAUAGUGGCGCCCCUCAUGUUCAACUCAAAGUAUAUAGUGUUCCUGAUGUAAAGAGAAUUCCCUUCGAGGACGCUAUUACACAAAAAUUUCAAGAUUUUACUAUUGGCCAACACGAUUUCGGCCCCAGCUGGACUACUCAUUGGUUUCAAGUGACAGUGAAGAUACCAGAGGCAUUGAAUGGACAUGAAGUGACUCUUCAAUGGGACAUGGGCUGCGAGGGCCUUGUCUGGUCACAUGAUGGUGUGCCUCUUCAAGGGCUCACUGGUGGCUCUGAUCAAGCUCGUCAUGAAUUUAUUAUUUCUAAAAAAGCCAAGGCAAAUGAAGUAUAUUUACUCUAUAUUGAGGCUGCUUGUAAUGGCAUGUUUGGCGUUGGUGCAAGCGAUUCGAUGGUUGCAGACCCCAAUCGAUAUUUCAAAUUGAAACAGGCUGAUUUAGUUGUAGCCAAUAAGCCCGUUCAAGAUCUCUAUCACGAUCUUACGCAAGUAAACAAGUUUAUUUUAAAAGGAAUCGCCUUUGAUACUGAUUCAAACUCUAUCCAGGCUAGAAAGGCUCUUUGGGUUGCCAACGAAGUCAUUAACCAUUUUAUUGGUGAUGAUAAGGCGGCCAUCAACGAGUGCAAUAGGCUCACAAGAGAAUUUUUAAACGAGCAGAAUGGAUCAGAAUUGCACCGAGUCACAGCUGUAGGCAACUGUCAUAUCGAUACGGCCUGGCUUUGGCCGUAUGAUGAGACAAAAAGAAAGGUUGCAAGAUCAUGGUCAAGUCAAUUAAACUUGAUGGAAAGGUACCCAGACUAUGUAUUUACUGCAUCUCAAGUUCAACAGUAUGAAUGGUUGCAAGAACUGUAUCCAAAGCUUUUUGAAAAGAUCAAAGCAGCUGAAAAGCAUGAGCAAUGGGAGAUUAUUGGUGGUAGCUGGGUGGAGCAUGACACAAACAUGCCGUCUGGGGAAUCUCUUUGCAGACAAAUGUUGCUUGGACAACGAUUCUUUGAGAAGCACUUUGGUAAAAGGGCUCGUGUGUUUUGGUUACCAGACUCCUUUGGAUACUCUGCUCAGCUUCCUCAAGUCCUUAAGCAAUCUGGAUGCGACUAUUUUUUCACUCAAAAGUUAUCAUGGAAUAACAUCAACAAGUUCCCUUUGACUACUUUUUGGUGGACCGGCAUUGAUGAAACGAAAAUAUUGGCACACCUUACACCUGCUGAAACAUACACUGCUUCUGUAACCCCUGCUGAACUAUACAAGUGUACAAGAAACCAUCACGAUCUUGAGCGUUCAAAUCACAGCCUUUUAGUUUACGGACAUGGCGAUGGAGGAGGAGGACCAACUACUGGGAUGCUUGAGAGAUUAAAGAGGAUGAAGAGUGUUGACGGUUUACCUAAAACAUCACCUGGAAGCGCAAUCCAAUUCUUUACAGAUUUGGAAAAGGACGCAAGCAGGCUUCAAGCAUAUAAAGGAGAACUGUACCUCGAGUUUCACCGUGGUACUUAUACCACGCAGGCUCUUGUCAAGCGAGGAAAUAGGAAAGGUGAAGUAAUAAUUCAUGAUGUAGAGCUUUUGGCUACCAUGGCAAAAAUCCACUCUAACCAUACAAGUGGCGAAUACAGCUAUCCAUUGAGCGAAAUCACGAACCUUUGGAAGUUACUCUGUCUCAAUCAAUUCCAUGAUUGUUUACCGGGAUCUGCUAUUAAACUAGCUUAUGUCGAUGUUCAUAAGUUUCAUCGAGAAGUUCUUAGCAAAUCUUUAAACCUUCGCCAUGAUGCACAAUCCUUUUUGAUAUCCCAAAAGCCUAAAAAAGACCAGCAGGAGAGUCAGCAAGGCGUUAUAGUCUUUAAUACUCUUCCUUGGCCACGUAAAGAGGUCAUUGUUGCUCCACAGAAAGGAACAAAGUGGUCUAAUCAGCAAUGGAAUAAGGAUGGCUACGAAUACUUGAUUGUUGACGGAGUUCCUGGAUUUGGAGCUGCAGGUUAUCUAGCAUCUAGUGCUGAUUUCGCGGAUGUGGGCUCUGAUAAAGCUGCAAAAGCAUAUGCUACCAAAUCCGGCUACUUCAUUCUCGAAAACCCUAUUUUGAAAGCAAAGUUUAAUAAGAAUGGUCAGCUGAUUGAAUUGAUUGAUAAACGAACCAGGAGAGGAAACCUCGUGCCAAACAAGUGUCGAGGUAAUGUCUUCCAGCUCUAUGAGGAUGUUCCCACCUAUUGGGAUGCUUGGGAUGUUGAAAUAUAUCAUCUUCAGAAAUACGUAGAUCUGGAAGAUCAUGGACAUAUUGAAGUGCACUCAGAAGGUCCACUCAAGGCAGAGCUGUUACUAGUCCACAAAAUAUCCGAUGUCAGCUCUAUUAAGCAAGUCAUUAGCUUAACGUGUAUAGGAGAGCGUUUGGAAUUUGAUAAUGUAGUGGAUUGGCACGAAAGUCACCAGUUUUUGAAAGUCGAAUUCAACUGGGAUAUAGUCUCUGAUUACGCAACCUAUGAUAUUCAGUAUGGAGUUGUCAGAAGACCUACUCAUUACAAUACAACGAUAGAUUCUGCAAGAUUUGAGGUCUGCGGUCAUAAAUUCACAGAUUUGUCAGAAGCAAACUAUGGAGUAGCUCUGAUGACCGACUGCAAGUAUGGCUAUGCUACUCAUGAAAAGACGCAGCGCUUGUCCUUACUUCGUUCACCCAAAGGGCCAGAUGAGGAUGCUGAUAUGGGUCAGCAUAAAUUCAAGUAUGCCAUUUAUCCUCAUAUUGGAAAUUUCUCAGUAUCAAACGUAAUGCAGUCAGCAUUAGAGUUCAAUACUCCUAUUUCUAUUCGUAAUGGAGAUGGAAGCGAAGUCUGUAGCGGGGAAAUGAUUAGCUCUUUAUUUUAUCUUGAACCCUCGCGUGAGAUUAUAAUUGAUACUGUCAAGCUCGCUGAAGAUGACCAAGGACAAGGUAACCAGGUUAUACUACGUCUAUAUGAAGCUUAUGGUGGAAAGAGUACUGCCGUUUUGAAGAGCUCGCUGAAUAUCAAAAAAAUUCAAAUCUCAAACGUAUUGGAAGAUGAUACGGGAGAAACAUUGGAACGAAACCUUGAUGGCGACUUCAUUGUCACAUUAAAGCCUUUCCAGAUAUUAACUCUCAAGGUGGACCUAAACUAA